CUGCCUGUUUCAGCCCUGCUGUGAAGGGGAAGUGUAGGGAAAGUGGGGCUGCAUUUGCUCCAGGGCCACUGCCCCUCCGGUGGCAGCUCCGGACUGAGACAUGGCCCCAUUGGACUCCCCAGGCCCUGGUGCCUGCUGCAUUCAGCCUCCUCAAAUACUUGUAGGAACAGUGUAGGAGCCCCGUGGGAGCCACACAAGCCUCGGGGGUGGAUUCCAAGACCCCUGGACAACUCUGGACAGAGUGUUUUCUUGGGUGGGGGGAUGUUAAGGAUUGAAUUCAACCAAAUGGAGGACGAAGGGAGCCUUAUGCUGAGCCCACCAGGUCCUCAGGCUCACAGGCUCCAGAGUGCCCUGGUUCCCCGGCCUCAACCUGAGGAGCUCGGAGCAGCCUGUGAGCUAGAACGAAGGAAGCCUGCGGGUGGGAGGCCACCUGGCCUCUACAUUCCAGGCAGGCCUGGUCCCCAGGCAGCUCUGGAGGGGGACCUCUAUGCCUCCAGGAGGGCGGGAGUGGGAGGUAACUGCUCCCUUCCAAUUGGAGUUAAACAGGCAAACUGGGCGUCCUCACCCACCUUCUCUCUCCCCAGGAUAUCACCCUCACACUGGUCCCAGUCUAUAAGGGGCCUCCCCUCCCUGAAGCUGGGUGGGGACCCUGGCAUGGGAGGCUGAGUCAGGAAAUGGAGUGCACCCAUUAUUCCUGUCCCCUGGAGUGGAAGGGAGAUUCCCAGGGCGUUGGGUCUCUGCCCAAACCCAGGGGGCGGACCCACUUUUUCUGGUCUCUGGCCCAGCAGUCCCAAGACACAGGCCCAGAAUGCCCCCUGAUACUGGCCCAGGCCCACGCAGGCACCUUGGCCGAAGCUCCCCGACAGGAGUGGGGGCAAGCCUUGGUUCCAGGGUCCACACAGAGCGUUCCCAGCGCCUGCCAACGCCCCCGCCUCCCCCGCGGCUCACCUGGCCUUCAGGCGGCCGAAGGCCGUCCCAGGCCUCAGAACGCGUCCUCUGCCUUGGCCUUGAGCCAUGCGGGGUGGGGCGCUGGUUACUGCGGCCCCGGCCGGCCUCCCAACAGCCCGACCUCCGCCGCGUGCCCCGAGGCCGACCGGUACGCGCGGGCCCUUUAAGGGCCGGGGGCGUGUAGCGGCCCGCCCCCUCCCCGCCGCGCCCGGCCGCCGGUUAAAGGGGCCGCGCCCUGGGCCCCCGCCGAGUGCGAGCCCGGGCGGAGGGCAGGGCAGGGCGUGCGUCCGGGCGAGCGCGCGGGCUGGCUGCCCGUCCGCACCAUGUACACCAUCACCAAGGGGCCCAGCAAGCUGGUCGCGCAGCGCCGCACAGGUCCCUCGCAGCAGCAGGUGGAGAGCAGGCUCGGCGAGCUCCUGAAAUGCCGGCAGCCCGCGCCGCCGACCCCAUCGCCCCCGCGGGCGCAGCCGCCGGGACCCUGGCCCCUGUCGAGUGGCCCUCUCAGCCAAGGAGGACCCCCGAGCGGCGGUGGGGCACCUGAGCCCAGGAAGGCGAGCAGGCCGGCGGGACCGCGAGUGCCUGGCGGAGUGGCACGUGCAGCCCAGGACUCCCGGCUCCCACCUCCUGCUGUAGCGUGGCAGCAAGUGGAGCGGCAGCUGGGUGGUGGCCCAGCUGGCGAGAGUGGGCCCAGGCCCGUGCAGUAUGUGGAGAAGACCCCCAACCCCCGGCUGCAGAACUUCGUGCCCAUUGACCUGGACGAGUGGUGGGCGCAGCAGUUCCUGGCCAGAAUCACUAACUGCUCCUAGCCACCUUGGAAGGAACCGCUCCCCUGCAGGGCCCAAAUGAGCCUCAUGGUGGACCCCUGCCAGGAGAGGACCACGGCGCCCUGAUGAACUGCUGAGGCGGACCAUGCUCCACCCUGAGCCCGGCCAGGCGCCGGCCACACCUGAAGUGCCAGCAUUUGGACUUUUGCACCUGCUGACCCCUUGGCCCGGCUGUCCCAUGCUGCCAGGGGCUGAAACUGUCUGACCUCAAUCCUGCUCACUGUGCCCAGGGACCAGCCCCUAGGGCUGGCAGGGAGGAGCUCCAGGCUAAUAAUAAUAAUAAAGUCGAGAAACUGCC
Molecule: messenger RNA, 2070 nt
Organism: Neofelis nebulosa (Clouded leopard)
Lineage: Eukaryota; Metazoa; Chordata; Mammalia; Carnivora; Felidae
Gene: MCRIP2
Product: MAPK regulated corepressor interacting protein 2
Exons: 5
Coding region: 1272-1754 (160 amino acids)
Source: RefSeq, a predicted model, not a curated record